This is a messenger RNA of Oryctolagus cuniculus (rabbit), 377 nucleotides long. RefSeq names its product G protein subunit gamma transducin 1 (gene GNGT1). NCBI's taxonomy places the organism in Eukaryota, Metazoa, Chordata, Mammalia, Lagomorpha, Leporidae. The record is from RefSeq and is a predicted model, not a curated record. Gene Ontology annotation, biological process: G protein-coupled receptor signaling pathway. Gene Ontology annotation, cellular component: heterotrimeric G-protein complex. Gene Ontology annotation, molecular function: G-protein beta-subunit binding.
CACUUUCUAUCUUUUUGGCAGGUGAAAGAUGCCAGUGAUCAAUAUCGAAGACCUGACGGAAAAGGACAAGUUGAAGAUGGAAGUUGACCAGCUCAAGAAAGAGGUGACUCUGGAAAGAAUGCUGGUAUCCAAAUGCUGUGAAGAAGUCAGGGAUUAUGUUGAAGAAAGAUCUGGAGAGGAUCCACUAGUAAAAGGUGUCCCAGAGGACAAAAAUCCCUUCAAGGAGCUCAAAGGAGGCUGUGUGAUUUCAUAAGGAAAAAAAUCCUUGCAGUAUCUUGAAUGUUAAUGACCAUGUGGAUUUUCCUCUAUGUAAGAAUACUAUUAAGCACAUGCAUGUAUUUUUAAAUUUAUAAAAGUAAACUUUUAAUAAAAAUUGG